Pan troglodytes (chimpanzee) is the source of this 627-nucleotide messenger RNA. It is a transcript of the gene CXCL17, whose product is annotated as C-X-C motif chemokine ligand 17. The record is from RefSeq and is a predicted model, not a curated record. Gene Ontology annotation, biological process: positive regulation of macrophage chemotaxis; macrophage chemotaxis; negative regulation of inflammatory response. Bases 115 to 474 code for a protein of 119 amino acids. Lineage: Eukaryota; Metazoa; Chordata; Mammalia; Primates; Hominidae. The transcript has 4 exons.
AUAGACCACCAGGCUGAGUACCCUGACCUGAGUCAUCCCCAGGGAUCAGGAGCCUCCAACAGGGAACCUUCCAUUAUACUCUUCAAGCAACUUACAGCUGCACCGACAGUUGCAAUGAAAGUUCUGAUCUCUUCCCUCCUCCUGUUGCUGCCACUAAUGCUGAUGUCCAUGGUCUCUAGCAGCCUGAAGCCAGGGGUCGCCAGAGGCCACAGGGACCGAGGCCAGGCUUCUAGGAGAUGGCUCCAGGAAGGCGGUCAAGAAUGUGAGUGCAAAGAUUGGUUCCUGAGAGCCCCGAGAAGAAAACUCAUGACAGUGUCUGGGCUGCCAAAGAAGCAGUGCCCCUGUGAUCAUUUCAAGGGCAAUGUGAAGAAAACAAGACACCAAAGGCACCACAGAAAGCCAAACAAGCAUUCCAGAGCUUGCCAGCAAUUUCUCAAACAAUGUCAGCUAAGAAGCUUUGCUCUGCCUUUGUAGGAGCUCUGAGCGCCCACUCUUCCAAUUAAACAUUCUCAGCCAAGAAGACAGUGAGCACACCUACCAGACACUCUUCUUCUCCCACCUCACUCUCCCACUGUACCCACCCCUAAAUCAUUCCAGUGCUCUCAAAAAGCAUGUUUCUCAAGAUCA